Darwinula stevensoni is the source of this 504-nucleotide messenger RNA. The record is from the annotation of a GenBank genome assembly. NCBI's taxonomy places the organism in Eukaryota, Metazoa, Arthropoda, Ostracoda, Podocopida, Darwinulidae.
CCUUUGUUCUGUGUAUAGGACUAAGAUGAAGCUGAGAAAACUUCACUUGAGAUUGAUGAAAUAGAGAUGAUGGAUGAUAAAGCUGGAGGAACAAAUGAGUGGAGUUAUCGUCUCAAAGGUGGAUUGUUCCUGGCAAGCAUUGGAGGUGUAUCAGUUCUUUUGGGAUUUGGAGGAGCUGUGGCUCUGGCACGCAAGGGAGAUCCUCAGGCAUUUGCUCAUGGCCUCACACCAAAUGGAAGACAUGAGACAGGGGCUUCCCUUGCCCUUAGGGCCCUGAAGUGGGGUUCUCUAUGUGCUAUAACUGGUGUUGGACUCAUCUCCUUCCUCGUAUUCAAGGCAUCAGGUGCUCAUUCUUUGGUGGAGUUCCGGAAGAAUAUUGGAUCAGCACUUCCAAAAAUACCCCAAAAUGACCCCCCUCAGAGCAGAACAGAAUUCUCAGGGUUUCGGGAUCUGUUUGAAUACUUGGCUUCAGAAGAUGCCACUAAGAGGGAGAACAAACCUUGA